GCCAGUUGGCUCGUCCGCCUGCUCCCUGGUUGCCUCUUCCGAUGGGCGUGCCAGCUGUUGCCCUCGCGGGCCUCUUGAGGCUUGCCCAUGGCUGCACAAACCUCAUCGUGACCCCGGGAGCGUCUGCUGACGGCUCUGUGAUCUUUUCGUAUACGGCCGAUUCCGGGGAUUUGUACGGAACUUUGGGCCACUACCCUGCCGGAAAGCAUCAGCCUGGCGAGACACGGGCGAUUUGGAACUGGGACACCGGCAAAUAUUUGGGCGCGAUUGAUGAAGCGCCAUACACAUACAACGUGAUUGGCAACCUGAAUGAGCAUGGCCUGGCCAUUGGCGAGACCACCUUUGGAGGCAAUGAGACCUUGGGUGGCGGGGAGGGCAUCAUGGACUACGGCAGCCUCAUUUGGGUCACGCUUCAGCGUUGCAAGACUGCCAGGGAGGCGAUCUUGAUGUUUGACGAGCUGGUGAGCAAGUAUGGCUAUGUGUCUGACGGCGAGUCUUUCACCAUUGCGGACACCAGCGAGGUCUGGGUGAUGGAGUUGAUCGGCAAGGGUCGCUUCGAGAAGGGUGCCGUGUGGGUGGCUAUUCGUAUUCCAGAUGGGCACGUCAGCGGGCAUGCCAACCAGGCAAGGAUCCAGAAGUUUCCGCUGCGCGAUGCGGAAAACUGCGUCUAUUCCUCCGAUGUCAUCAGCUUCGCGGUGAAGGUGGGGCUUUGGGAUUCCCAGCGGCCGGAGGAGGAGUUCAGCUUCGCGGACUGCUACGACCCCAUCUCCUUCACCGGGGCGCGGCUCAGCGACGCCCGGGUGUGGUCCUUCUUGUCCUCGGCGGCUGCCGACCCAGGCUUUGGGAAGACCUAUGAGGAGUACGUGCUGGGCCACAACGUCACGGCGUCUGCCCGCAUGCCGCUGUCGAUUCCGGCCGGGUCUAAGAUCUCGGCCCUGGACUUGAUGUCGCACAUGCGCAACCACUAUGAGGGGACAGUUCUGGACUCUCGACAUGAUGUUGGGGCAGGCGCGUCUGGCUCACCGUUCCGGGUGCGGCCCCUGGUGUGGAAGGCCGGCGGAAGCAGCUAUGUGCACGAGCGGGAGGUGGGAACGCCCCAGGCGGGCUGGAACUUUGUGGCGCAGCUGCGGCCUCGGCUGCCGAGGGCCAUGGCUGGCCUGCUGUGGUUCGCCCCCGACGACGCCACCUUCUCGGUGCACGCGCCCUUCCACGGUGGCACCACUCGUGUUCCACAUGGCUAUGCUGAUGGCACCGGGGAUGCGCUGCACUUCUCUCAAGAGUCCGCCUUCUGGGCUUUCAACUCGGUGGCGAACUUCCUGUACCCAAGGCCUGGUGGUGAAGCCUGGGUGCAGCUUGCGGGGGAUGUCCUGUUCAACGCCUCCGCGGAGACCGACUCCGUGGACGUCUUCAUCGGCCACUCCUGGUCUGCCGGGCGCUGGGAGAAGUUCUUGGCGGUCUGCCUGUUCUUCAACCUGGACCUGGCUGUGCGCUGGUCUUUGGGCACCUGCCUGGUGGCAGCGGCCAUACUACUGGCCAGGGCGAGGGAGGGGAUGACCGGCUUGGGCGGGAGCCCGCUGGCCCUGCCUUGCCUGGUGUACCUGCCGAUCACAGUGUUCUUCGUGGUCUUCUUUUGCGGGCAACACCUCCGCGGCCUGCCCCUGCUUGGGUGUUUUGGAGUUGGUGGGCAACGAUCCACGUCUGUGUGGCUGGACAAGCUGUGCAUCCAUCAGACCAACAUGGACCUCAAGGCGGAGCAGAUUGCUGCGCUGCCCGUCUUCGUGGCGCGCUCCAGUCGCAUGCUCGUCCUCUGGGAUGAGACCUACUUCGAGAGGCUUUGGUGCAAUCUUGAGCUGGCCACCUUUGCGCGCCACGGGGGCGCGGAGAAGGUGGAGCUGCUGCCCCUGUGGCUGGCGCCCUGGCUCUUGGCCUCCAUCCUCAGUGACCUGCUCAGCGUAACCAUCUUGGAGGUGCUGGUGCACGUCUUUCCCAAUUGGAGCGUGGGCCCGGACGCGAUCAUGGACAUCGCCCGAAGUGUGCUGGGGCACAACCCGGCCUUGCUCAAGUUCGUGGCCUGGUUUGUGAUCUGGAUGAUCUCGAGCAUUGUGUACCUCCCCGCCUCCAUCCCCAGCUUCUUCUCCUUUCGGAUGAAGCUGCGGAACCAUCAGUUGUUGCUGGACCAGAUGGCGGACUUCGACGUGCGAAAAGCCAAGUGCACCGUUCCUUCGGACCGGAAUGCCAUCGAGCAGCAGGUGAAAGAGCUCUUCAAGGAGGACCAUCGGCCCAUGUCUUGGCUGCCGCCUGAGGGCGUGGACGAGGGGGAGGUAAGCGUCAACAACCGCCUGAGCCAGCUGUGGCUGGAUCCCCUUGACAGUUUCAACGCCUAUGUUCGGGGCGCUUUGCGGGAGAACGUGAUCAGGCAGAUCGGCAAGGAGCUGUACGUACCAUGGCAGACCUGUCUCACCGCCUUCUUGCCCAUGAUCCUCUACUCCGUGGUGAACGUCUUGGGCUGCGACAACGGGCCCUGUGAGGUCUCGGCCAGACUGGCGGGCUACAGCUCGGCGAGCCAAUAUAUGAUCGUUCAAAGCAUCGGCUGGGUGCUGUGCAUUGCGCUGGCCUUCCCGCUGACCUACCCCACCUUGCUGCAGAUGCUGACGUGCGCGUUGUCCAGCGGCUGCCCGGCUCCGGUGCAGCUGGUGCUGGCCUUCCUCUGCUGCCCGGCGGCCUACGUCUACUGCUACAUCUGCGGGGGCCUCAUCUGGGCGUCCUUGAUUUCGCUGGUGGAGGACUACUCGGUCGGCCAGCUGCUGGUCUUCAUGUCGGUCAUGGCCUUGCUGGUGGCCCAGGUUAUGUGGCUUUUUAUCAGGAACUCGCAUUUCAAGAACCUGCCGAGUCGAUGUAUCAGGCGACAGACCUACCAAGAAGUCAACUCCGGAUUUCUCUUUGAUUGUGCCUAAGCGGGCUCCUAAAGGAGACACCCCCAUCGGACAUACGGAUCCCUCAGACCGAACCAUUUUUUGGGCUGCAAGGCAGUGCCUUGCACGCACAAAGGAACGUGGGUGCCUCAGUCGUUCGACCUGGCUCAAGAGGGGGCUCUCCAUGUUUCCGUGUGGCGCUUGACGCAUCCACAGAAGCGAGCUUGAGAUCCUAAGUGAUAGAAGGCUCCUGGUGCGACCUCAGAUAUGAGGUGCGGCGCAAUUUCAGUUGGCUCCAAAAUUACCAGUCGGAUGGGAAACAUCGGCUGGACACCGACAAGAAACCAACUAGGAAUUGGCUCCCCGAUCAAGUGGGUUCUAGGCGCAAAAGGCCUCACGGAACACAGUCUGUUCUCUUUGAUCCCACCUGGAAACCUCCACCCAAUUUCGACCACCAAGUGGUAAGCGAGCUGAGUUUUCGAUCCGCCCUUCUUGCGGCUUUUGGCUGAACAAUUCCGCCCCUUCGGAAAGGGUCGCUGGUUGCCGUUUUUUUUCUCUGAUUUCGGGGGGGCUGUCAAGACAGGGACGGAAGCCCGAGCCUCUCGGGACUUUUAAGGGUUUCAUCCCAGAGCCCCGGAUGGGGUUUUGUCGCAUGCAGAAAACGGAGGACCGAUAUGUUCAAGGCGCACCUUUUUCGGUGUCCAUUGAAAACUAAUGCU
Effrenium voratum is the source of this 3631-nucleotide messenger RNA. NCBI's taxonomy places the organism in Eukaryota, Dinophyceae, Suessiales, Symbiodiniaceae. The record is from the annotation of a GenBank genome assembly.